This is a messenger RNA of Neogale vison (American mink), 1003 nucleotides long. RefSeq names its product radial spoke head component 9 (gene RSPH9). The transcript is spliced from 6 exons. Gene Ontology annotation, biological process: motile cilium assembly; axoneme assembly; cilium movement involved in cell motility. The record is from RefSeq and is a predicted model, not a curated record. Gene Ontology annotation, cellular component: axoneme. Bases 41 to 961 code for a protein of 306 amino acids. Lineage: Eukaryota; Metazoa; Chordata; Mammalia; Carnivora; Mustelidae.
CCUAGCAACCUGGCGGGCGUUGAUCAGAGCCGCGGGCGCGAUGGACGCGGAAAGCCUCCUGCUGUCGCUGGAGCUGGCGUCCGGCAGCGGGCAGGGGCUCAGCCCCGACCGUAGGGCCUCGCUGCUCACCUCCCUUAUGCUGGUGAAGCGCGACUACCGCUACGAUCGGGUCCUCUUCUGGGGCCGCAUCCUCGGCCUCGUCGCCGAUUACUACAUCGCGCAGGGCCUGAGUGAGGACCAGCUCUCACCACGCAAGACUCUUUACAGUCUGAACUGCAUGGAGUGGAGCCUCCUGCCCCCUGCCACGGAGGAGAUGGUGGUGCAGACGUCUGUGGUGAAAGGCCGCUUCAUGGGGGACCCCUCACAUGAGUAUGAACACACCGAGCUGCAGAAGAUGAGUGAGGGCGAGAAGGUCUUUGAGGAAGAAGUAGUGAUUGACAAGGCUGUAGCGGUCAUCCCCCGAGGAGCCCUUUUCAAGACCCCUUUUGGACCUAUCCAUGUCAAUCGGACCUUUGAAGGACUGUCCUUGUCUGAAGCCAAGAAGCUUAGUUCCUACUUCCACUUCAGGGAGCCUGUUGAGUUGAAGAACAAGACCUUGCUUGAGAAGGCUGACCUGGACCCUUCCCUGGACUUCAUGGACCCCUUAGAGCAUGACAUUCCCAAAGGGACCGAGGCAAUUGUUCCGGGGGACUUUGUGUCACCUGUUAGCAGGGAUGGUUUGGGUUGGGCCUGUCCAUGGGACCCAGGCCUCCCCUCCUGCCUGCCCCCUCCCAGGGUCCUGGAGCAUCCAGAUGGAGAGGGGCAACGCCUUGGUGGUGCUGCGCAGCCUGCUCUGGCCGGGCCUCACCUUCUUCCAUGCUCCCCGCACCAAGAACUAUGGCUACAUCUACGUGGGCACCGGCGAGAAGAACAUAGACCUUCCCUUCAUGCUGUAGGAAGGGGGCCAGAUGGGCCCGUGUAGGAAGCAUCUACAAUUUACUUUCAUAAAUGGCUGUGAACUUGG